CCACAUUACACCGCUAAAAUUUAGGCCGACAGCGACGGCACACGGACCUUCACAUACAUCAAGCAAAAUCAUUCUAGCCCAGUAUAUGCUGGCUGUGCUAUUUAAACUCUAUCAGACAUUUUUUCUUGUCAUACGAUAUCUCACUACUUUCUAAGAAUAUUGACAGACUUGCUGAACCGCCAACAUGGGGAAAAGUGCUAAGAGGAAGAAGGAGAAGAAGGCGGACUUUCAGAAACCCAAGUACAAGGUCGGCAAAGCAAAACCCAAAGCCUCCAAUGUCACCGAUACCAGUUUCAAGGCCAAAUCGAUUGUCAUGGGACAGCAGUCCCUCUCCACAACUGCACCCGAUGUGAUCCAACAGUUCAAGCACAGUCUGUCCGUGGCGUCAUCGUCAAAAUCGGACAAACAACGACAAGAAGGACUGGCGCAUCUGACUGGUCAACUGAGCCAGCAACCGCCGGUCAACCCUGUCGGCACGCACACCCUCCUCGCCAAACUCCUCCCCUUGAUCACAGACAGCUCUACUCCGGUGAGGAAGCAGUUACUGAAACUUUUCGAGCAAUUACCGGGCGAGCAAGUGCGGUAUGCUGUGGAGCAGGCGACCAUGUUCAUCAGGGCCGGCUUGACGCAUCUCUCUGCCGACAUCAGCAACGAUGCCCUGAACUUUAUGGAGUGGCUCCUCGAUGCUGCCGAUGUUGAUUUGGUUUCAUGCCCGGGGGGCUGGAUCAAGACGCUGAACACCUUUUGUGCCAUGCUCGGUUGGUCUGCGGCUGCAGGCAAGGACGGCUGGUCGUCUGGCGGACGGGGAGCCGCCGUGCGAGGAGGCAAAGCUUCGCUCAACCAGUCGCGCGCUAUUGAGAUUCUCGCCAAGUUUCUCGCGGCAGGUUUUGUUCCAGAAGAGGCUGUGGCAGAGGACGAAGGCGACUGGGAUCAUCUCUACCGAUUACCUCGCGACCCGAAUGCCUUUGCAUAUCUCAAUCUGACGGGCAUGCGGAGGGAUGAGGAUGGCGAGAUGUAUGCGGACCGAGAGUCAAGGCAAAGGGUGUUCCAUCGAAGAUUUCUAACACAUGUUGUGAAAGGGGUCGAGGCGGCCAAAAAGGAGGGCGGCACGUCUGGCAGAGCUGCGGCGGGCUUGGAUCAGCUCCUGAGAAGCGACAUGGGUAUGGGGGACUAUGAACCUCUGGGUGCCAUGGAUACAGAGGAUCUGCUAGACUUAUGGUGACAACCUUUGGUUCAAGCUGUGUUGUAGAUGUGAACGGGUUCUCGUGGCAAUGCUGUGCUCGACUAGACUCUGGAACGUAAGGGCUUGCAUGUUGCCCAAACAGUCAGAAUACCGAAAGUCUUGCCAUGGCAGUGCUUGGGAUUGUCCAUCAAUUGCCUGUUCUGCGCCAUGUCGGCUACAGUAAUGCAGAUAGUGCCUAAUCGGCCGACUACACGACACUUCACCUAUCUGCCUUGAUGCGCGUCCGGG
Molecule: messenger RNA, 1471 nt
Organism: Emericellopsis atlantica
Lineage: Eukaryota; Fungi; Ascomycota; Sordariomycetes; Hypocreales; Bionectriaceae
Product: Rix1 complex component
Exons: 3
Coding region: 185-1222 (345 amino acids)
Biological process (GO): rRNA processing
Cellular component (GO): nucleus
Source: RefSeq, a predicted model, not a curated record